This is a messenger RNA of Myxocyprinus asiaticus (Chinese sucker), 6047 nucleotides long. RefSeq names its product sodium-driven chloride bicarbonate exchanger-like. Gene Ontology annotation, molecular function: monoatomic anion transmembrane transporter activity; sodium:bicarbonate symporter activity; solute:inorganic anion antiporter activity. Lineage: Eukaryota; Metazoa; Chordata; Actinopteri; Cypriniformes; Catostomidae. The coding region runs from base 83 to 3319 and encodes 1078 amino acids. Gene Ontology annotation, cellular component: basolateral plasma membrane; plasma membrane. The transcript is spliced from 26 exons. Gene Ontology annotation, biological process: monoatomic anion transport; regulation of intracellular pH; bicarbonate transport. The record is from RefSeq and is a predicted model, not a curated record.
CGGAGCGCGGCGGUGACGCAUCUCAUCCGCGGACACUACACGCGCACUACUUACACUACAGCUGUUCUACAGGUACAGAAAGAUGGACGCGAAGGACCAAGGCGCACAAAUGGAGCCUUUGCUGCCGACGAAACAUGAUGACGAGGCGAUCUUGGACAGAGGAGGCACUCGCUCUAUUCUUAAAGGCAGCUUUGAGAAGGAGGAGCUAGAAGGUCACAGGACUCUGUAUAUCGGGGUACAUGUUCCUCUGGGCAGGAGAACUCGCCGGCGUCAUCGUCACCAUGGACACAAACACAGAAAGAGAAGCAGGGAGAGAGACUCUGGUGUCGAAGAUGGACGGGAAUCGCCCUCAUAUAAUACUCCCUCUCAGAGAGUUCAGUUUCUGCUGGGCACUGAAGAUGAUGAUGAAGAGCAUAUACCACACGACCUGUUCACUGAACUUGAUGAGAUCAGCCUGCGUGAUGGAGAAGAUGGAGAGUGGAGAGAAACCGCCAGGUGGUUGAAGUUCGAAGAGGAUGUUGAAGAUGGCGGCGAGCGCUGGAGCAAACCAUAUGUGGCCACGCUCACACUGCACAGCCUAUUUGAACUACGGAGCUGCAUCAUCAAUGGCACCGUCAUGCUAGACAUGAGAGCCGGUUCUCUGGAGGAGAUCGCAGACAUGGUGCUGGAUCAGCAGGAAGUAACUGGUCAUCUUGAAGAUGAAGUUCGUAAGAAGGUGAAAGAGGCUCUUCUAAAGCAUCACCAUCAUCAGAACCAGAAGAAACUGGCCAAUCGCAUUCCCAUCGUACGCUCCUUCGCUGACAUUGGCAAGAGGCAGUCUGAGCCAAACUGCAUGGACAAAAACGGUCAGAUGAUUUCUCCUCAGUCUCAGCACAUCACCACUGAGGGCAAGAGCAAUGUAAGCCGUGAGAACAGUGCUGUGGACUUCAGUAAGAUAGAUCUUCACUUCAUGAAGAAGAUUCCUCAUGGUGCGGAGGCCUCGAAUAUCUUAGUUGGAGAGCUGGAGUUUCUUGACAGGCCCGUGGUGGCGUUUAUCCGUCUAUCUCCUGCCGUACUGCUCAAUGGUCUGGCAGAAGUGCCCAUUACAACCAGGUUCCUGUUCAUUUUGCUGGGGCCUUUGGGUAAAGGAGCUCAAUAUCAUGAGAUCGGUCGAUCAAUCGCGACUUUAAUGACAGAUGAGGUUUUCCAUGAUGUGGCAUAUAAAGCUAAAGACCGCAGCGAUCUAAUUGCUGGAAUUGAUGAAUUUCUUGACCAAGUGACAGUUCUGCCUCCGGGAGAAUGGGACCCUUCCAUCAGAAUAGAGCCGCCAAAAAAUGUGCCAUCCCAGGAGAAGAGAAAAAUCCCUGCAGUGCCUAACGGAGAGCUGGCAGAUACUGAGGAACAUGGAGGACACGGAGGCCCUGAGCUACAGCGCACCGGGAGGUUUUUUGGUGGACUUAUUCUGGAUGUGAAGAGGAAGGCUCCAUACUUUCUGUCUGAUUUUACAGACGCCUUUAGUCUGCAGUGUUUGGCCUCUUUCCUCUUCCUCUACUGCGCCUGCAUGUCUCCUGUCAUCACCUUUGGAGGGCUGCUGGGAGAAGCCACAGAGGGACGCAUAAGUGCAAUUGAAUCGCUGUUCGGCGCCUCCAUGACUGGAAUCGCUUACUCACUGUUUGCUGGGCAGCCACUCACCAUACUGGGCAGCACCGGACCCGUUCUGGUGUUUGAGAAAAUAUUAUUUAAAUUCUGCAAGGAUUAUGGGUUGUCGUAUCUGUCUCUCAGAACGUGUAUUGGGUUGUGGACAGCAUUCCUCUGUCUACUGCUGGUGGCCACUGACGCCAGCUCUCUUGUGUGUUACAUCACUCGCUUCACGGAGGAGGCGUUCGCCUCGCUCAUCUGCAUCAUCUUCAUCUAUGAGGCCUUGGAGAAGCUCAUACAUCUUGGUGAGACUUAUGCCAUCAACAUGAACAACAACCUGGAAAAACUCACGACGUACAGAUGUUCCUGUAUGGAGCCUCUAAACCCCAGUAAUGCCACCCUGCUGUACUGGGAGCAGAACAACAUCUCAGCUCCUGAAAUCUACUGGGAAGCUUUGGAAGUUCAGGACUGCAUUGAGAAGAAAGGAGAGUUUGUGGGCUCUGCUUGUGGGCCUCAUGGUCCUUAUAUUCCUGAUGUUCUCUUCUGGUCCGUUGUUCUCUUCUUCUCUACUGUUGCCAUGUCAGCGUUCCUCAAAGAAUUCAAGACCAGCCACUACUUUCCCACUAAGGUCAGAUCCAUCAUCAGUGACUUUGCAGUAUUCAUCACCAUCUUUACUAUGGUUCUGAUGGAUUACGCUAUAGGGGUGCCAUCCACUAAGCUACAGGUCCCCAAUGAGUUUAAGCCAACUCGUGAUGACCGUGGGUGGUUCAUUAACCCGCUGGGGCCGAACCCGUGGUGGACGUGUGUGAUCACAGUGAUUCCUGCGCUCCUCUGCACCAUCCUGAUCUUCAUGGAUCAGCAGAUCACAGCAGUGAUCAUCAACAGGAAGGAACACAAGCUGAAGAAAGGCUGUGGUUAUCACCUGGAUCUGUUCAUGGUGGCCUUGAUGUUGGGCGUGUGCUCUCUGAUGGGCUUGCCUUGGUUUGUGGCCGCGACGGUUCUUUCCAUCAGCCAUGUGAACAGCCUGAAAUUGGAGUCGGAGUGCUCAGCGCCCGGUGAGCAGCCGAAGUUCCUGGGCAUCAGAGAGCAGCGAGUGACCGGCCUCAUGAUCUUCCUCCUCAUGGGCUGCUCUGUCUUCAUGACCUCAGUGCUGAAGUUCAUCCCCAUGCCUGUGCUGUAUGGAGUGUUCCUUUACAUGGGCGCAUCUUCACUCAGAGGAAUACAGUUUUUUGAUCGUUUGCGGUUGUUUGGGAUGCCGGCGAAACACCAGCCAGACUUCAUUUACCUGCGACAUGUUCCUCUCAGGAAGGUUCAUCUGUUCACCAUCAUUCAGCUCAGCUGUCUGGUCCUGCUGUGGGUCAUCAAAACCUCCAAAGCUGCUAUCGUCUUUCCUAUGAUGGUGUUGGCUCUGGUAUUUAUUCGCAAGCUGCUGGAUUUUAUUUUCACUAAGCGAGAGCUCAGCUGGCUCGAUGACCUCAUGCCUGAGAGCAAGAAGAAGAAACUUGAAGACGCUGAGGGAGAGGACGAGCAAAGUAUUUUGGCAGAGGAAGAAGGAAUCGUUCAAGUGCCAUUGGAGGGACAUUAUAAAGAUGAUCCUUCAACUGUCAACAUUACUGAUGAGAUGUCCAGAGGUUCAUUUGGAAAUACCUGGAAUGUCGUCAACUCCAGAAAUGAUCCAAACUCGAAAAGCCCCCUUUCCUAAACUUGUUGAUGUUGAGGCCCCAACGCCUGUGUAAUAAUAAAGAGCACAAGGAGCAUUGAUGGCAAGGCGAAGUUCACUUAUUCACUGUGUACACACACUAAUAAUUUGUGCCACACCUCUGCGCUGCGUCUUAUCUUGUGUUUCUGUAUUUUUACAGUAUAUUGCAAUGCUAAACUCUUUUCAGUUUAGAAAGCUUGUAUACAUAUGGUAAUACCAGCAAAUAAAGUGAAGACAUUGAUUGUUCUUGUGUGUAAGAAUAGGAGAAAGUGGGUGGCAGAAUUUUACAAUUAUCCUCAACUUUUCUUUUAAAUGGUCUCUGGGGUAUUUUAAAUGUUUUUUUGUUUUAAACACAGCGUUUCUGUUCCAAUUAAUCAAACAACUUUCACUUUCCUAAAGGUUUGAAUAGUUUCAAGCAAAUGUUUACUGAUGUUUAGGCGAUAUAUCGAUAUAUAGUUCAUAAACCUUCGUAAUGAAUAGCUAGUUUACCUUUAAAUUGCCUGUAUUUUAUGUGUCCCCAGUUUGCUCAAGGGACAAAUGGCCCUACAAUUUGUGUACUGUAAGUCACUUGAAUAAUAAAGCAUAUGCUAUAAAUGGUACACUACAUAACAACUCACUGUAAAUCCUUAAUAUACCUGCAAUAUCAUUAGUAUCUGAACAGUGACUAUUUUGUUGAACUGUUUGCAUUUAUGCAAUAGAGAAUAAAUAACAAACAUAGAAAAUCAAUUUUAGCUAUUAAUAUAUCUAUAUAUAUACUUUUUGUGCAAUUUAUUUGUACUAAAGAAUGCUGCUCAUAUAAAAGUGUAAAUAUUAAAUCCAUCAGUCUUAUCUAGAUAGAGUUUAUACCUAUAUUUUCAAGGCUGUAUGUUGAUAAUCGCAAUGCCAAUGUAUAUAUGUGUUUUCAUGCUAAUAUUCGUGAGAGACAUCUUUGAAUACUGUCCCUACAGAUGAUUGUUUGCGAUAAGCAAUUUAAUGCAUUAAAUUGCUUAAUACAAGCAGUCAUUUGUGGGACAAUCUUCAUGGACAGAUGAUAUUUCCUAUUCACUAAAGCAAUAGUGUUUUAGAAGAGGCCGUUUGUACGUAAAAUACAAAUAAGUAUUUUAAAAUGUUCUGCAUGUUGAGGUCAUACAAUGACUUAUUUUAGUAUUUAAACCUUUAAACUUCUACCAUUUCUAUUGCUUAAAGUAUUUAUAACUAAAUAGACAAGACAAUAAUUUUAAAAUUAUACAAUUUAAAUGUUUUGCUCUUAUUGUAAUGCUUGUUUAUUAUACAGUAUCUUCACACUCGGAUGGUUUGAAUUUGAAAAUCAAGAGCAAUUCCUACUCUGUUGUCAUUUUCUUGCUAAUUAUUACUGUAAAAUAUGUUAAUUCUUUUUGAUGUUUCUGUAAGUUAACUUGGUGUUAAAAAUGAAAAUGAAGUAUCACUUUAUCUUCAAGUCUGCAUGGUGUGAUUUUCACUGGGACCUUUUAAUUGUGUUCUUUAAUUGUUUUUGAAUAUGAGACGAGCAUUUCCUUAAUUUGCACUUUCAUUUCACGACCUUUGAGAAAACACAAGUUUUUGUUCAUUAUAUUUCUUUUACAGUGAAAUAAAAUGCUGCUCUAUGGAUGUGGAUGUCUUUGCAAGUGUAUUACACUAUGAUGAGAGCUGUUUCUGUAACUGGAAUUUGUUUUAUUUAUUUUUUAUAAUGCAUAACAGUACUCAUAUAGUUUCUGACAUAAUUCUGUUGACUAAAAAAAUGUAAAAGUCUGACUAUACCUCAAGUGGUCAAAUGCAUAGACUCCCUAUCUUCACUGAAAGUGCUUUUAACAUCUGUCUCAUAAAACUGGAGAUUUACAAUCUUUAAAUAAUAGGCAAGAACAGGGACAAUUGUAACACUUGAAAGUUGAAUGUUUAACAAACAUUGUGAUAUGUCCACAGUCAUUAUCCAUGUCAAUCUACUUAGUAACUUAGUUUAGAUUAAAUUAUAGAAGUACACAAGGACUUAUGUUUUAUUCAUAACACCUAUGCUAUGUAACUGUAUUAUUAGAGGUAUGUGAUUGUUUUAACAGUAAAUGAAAAAGCUGUUGAAUGUGCAUAUACAGUGGCCCCAAAAAGUAUAUGAACAUUUAAGUGUGCUGGUAGUCCCUAUGCCUGACAGAUAAGAUAACAGUAAAGUGACCUAAGGGGCCGUUCACACUGAAAGCAUUCUUGCGCUAAAAAAGCUAGAAGCCACAGUGCCACGAGAAGACCUGGGACCUGGUUGCAUAAACAUAGACAUUUACUUAAUUUUUAUGACAAAGAUUUUAGAAAACUAAUUGUAAUUUGUUUUAUGCAACCAGCCCCCGAACGCAGGUGUCUCGAGACGCAUUUAAAUAUAUAUAUAUAUAUAUAUAUAUAUAUAUAAUUGAUUUAUUUUUACAAUUAAAGUUCUUUUUAACUUCCCGUCUUAAAAAUCACUGUCGCGAGGCGCUGAAAAACAACAUGCUUGUUUACAUAGAAAAACAACUGAAAAACAGCACGGACGCAAAAACGCUUUCGGUGUAAACGGCCCCUGAGAAAUCUCUGUGACAACUCUGGCUUAGUAUUUUUUAUUUUUUUUUAAACAGUCAGAAACGCUCUCUCCAUGUCAAUCAAUGAGUGAUCAGAUUUUCUGGCAUCGGGUUGGUUGCCGUGUAGGGCGGGGUUUUGUUGAGAGGGCGUGGUCUACUUAAUUGUCUGGCGGAAGCUAGCAAAAUAAACAGCCAUUUACAGA